Molecule: messenger RNA, 2319 nt
Organism: Cryptomeria japonica (Japanese cedar)
Lineage: Eukaryota; Viridiplantae; Streptophyta; Pinopsida; Cupressales; Cupressaceae
Exons: 3
Coding region: 506-1603 (365 amino acids)
Source: RefSeq, a predicted model, not a curated record
CGUGGGUUAAAAAAGACAGAAUAAAUAAAUAUACUUUCAGAUCUGGAGUGCAAUCCAAACAAAAAUCCCGAUGCAGGCGAACAGAACUGUUGACACAACUACAGAACUCGAUUGACUUAACCCCCAGUAAGACUUUAAAUAAUAUUGGCAUCGAACGUGGAAGGGAGGGGCUCUGCAGGAUUCUUUGAACAAGGACAAGACCUACUUUUAUGCUGAGACGCGAAAAUGAAAGAAAUUGAUGAUCCUGAUGAUUAAUCUUUCAUUAAAUUCAUUCAUGCCCGCUUUUGGCCUGCUGUAGCGAAACAUUGUUCUCUUUGGUAUGUCUGGAAAUAUUGCCCUUCCAUCUUGGUAAUAAUUCAACAUUUCAUGCCCAGUUGUUUGAAGUCUCUCAAACCCAUUUUCUAGAUUUUUGUUUUUUUGGGUUGGGCUACUUCCUGCAUUCCUCGUUGCUUGUUACGGCGCAUGUGCUAAUCAUCAAUAUAGAAUACCAUUUGCCUUCAUUUAGAUGGCUGAGUUGGAAAGUUCUCUUCUUUCAGAGCAAGGAGAAUCUAGGGAAUGUGAUGGCGAUGUGAAUAAUCAUCACGAAGUUUGUGUGCCAAUGAUUGCAGAAUGUAUAUCAGAUCGGGCACUCGUGGGGCAUAACUGUGUCAGCCCAGGUGAAUGUGGGUUGGAAGAUGGUGGAUACACAUCAGAGAACUUGAUUCAUGUUUGUUCUGGUGGGAAGAUUUUUGAGAAUUCAGAAGCUAAAAGUGCUGUCUUGGGCUUGAAGUCUGGGUGCCCAAAAGAGUUACUGGAUGCAAGGAUCCAGCUAGAUCCUAAAGGAGUUGUGUCCAUGGAUCUGAUUGAAAAAAUGGAACAGGGAGUAGAUCUAGAAAGUGGUAAGGAAAUAAGCGGUGCCAAUGGGUGUGAUAACUCUUUUUGGGGUUCUGCAAAGAGGCUAUUUCGGAGGGCCUUGGACAGUUUCGUUCCAGGGGAUUUGAGUCAAAGUUUUAAUGGUUCAACCAAAACUGUUGGUUCCACUUUCAGAUUGUGUAAGUCUGCAAGCGAUCUUCGUAAAUCUGGGAUUGCGUAUCUUUCACAGAAAUCAGAAUGUGACAACGGUGGAAACCCUAGAAAUACAGAGGUGCUAAGUUCUGGGAAGUUAAGGAACGGAAAUGUCAACAACAUUAAAGCCAAUAGCAAAAAGCCUCCCAGGCCUCCUAGGCCUCCAAAACCAGCAAAGACAACCGUAGAUCCUUCAAAGGAGAGGCUUGUGAAAGCUAUUUUAAGGAGGGCCAGAUUGGAAAGAAUGAUAACUCUGAAGAAGAAGCAAAUUGCAAGGUCUAAAUCUUCCAAUUCAAGUGUGUGGGCUCUUGCUUUCACUCUAUGCUUCUGUGUUAUAAUGAUCUUGCAAGGUAUGUUUUCACAAGGGAAUGAUAGUGCUCAGAUCUCACCAGAGGCUGCAGUACAAACAAGUGCAUACUCUGAACACAAUGGUGAUGAUCGUGCUAUAAUGGGCGAAGCAUGGUAUCCGAUAGAACCAGACGAACCUUCUGCUUCUUUACAUCUUUUUAGGAGUGGAAUGGAUAAAGCCAGAUAUAUGCAAACAGAUCCAAAGUCAUGAUUGUUUUCUCAGUUCUUAAGUUCUGCUGUUAAUAUCAUCGUAUUUCUCUCCUCACCACUAUAUUAUACCCACAGUAGGUAGAUUCUGAGGGUGAAGUACAAUUUUUCUAACAAUAAGCUGAUGUUGGUUGCAUCGGCAGCAUCAUUCUAGGGUGACUUGCUGAUGUUCAUAUUGCAGGUACAGCAGUCAAUCAGAUGUAUAAGGUGCCUAAUUUUGUAUAGCAACCAAUUUUUUUUCUAUGUAGCCUUACUGGGGGCUAUUAGGAAUAUUAUACCAUCUGAGCAGGAGUUCUCUUUGAGUCUGUCUUCCAUUAUUUAUUGUUCCUAUUUAAGUUGAGAAGAACCCAAGGGUUUGCAUCCCAUCACUGAUUCUCCGAGGAUCCAUCAAAAAACAGAAUGCAGAAUGGGACACAACAUAUAGUAUGCCAACUUCUAUGCUGGAUUCAAACUUUCUGCAUAUAAUAGAAACAUCAUAACAUGAAAAAUUUUGUUAGGCACACCCCUGUGCAUACCAUCAAAGUGAGAUUUAAAGUGCUUGACUUGAGGAGCAGAUCAUAUUGUACAAUAUUGCAUGCUAGUAUCACUGUGCCGUCUGCCCAAAGUAUCCUGAAUAAUUAUGAAUAACCGAGGCAUUUGCUUGUAAUAGGUCUCAGCAAGAAAGAAAUUGCCUUUCAUCAGGAAAUUAUAAUAAAAUCGAAGGGCAUAAACUUUUUAAUA